GCAAAACGAGUUCAAAUCGAAUGCACAUGCUCAGACUGCGGGGUCAUACAUUGCAAUAUGCUACGAACAAAGUGAAUGUCUUUGCUAGCUACGGAUGAUAAACUCGAAUUGAUCUACAUAUAGAAGUGAUAUUAUCCAGUAUUAUUGGACUUACGUCUUCGUGUUAAGUGUAUGUUCGGUUCCUGAUUAUGUCAACAGCCGACGAUUCACGUUACCAGAACGAUCACGAUGACAGAGUUGGAGGACAAACGUUCCGCAACCGCAAAGGCAGGGGUCCUUUUAGGGCCCAUAUGUAUAGUGACCAGGGGCCAGGAGCACCAGGGACAAGAACAAGAUAUCGUGGUGGCCAAAAAGGCAGUGGCGGCCAGGGACCCAGAGCGAGAUUUGACGAUGAGGAUGGAGAUGUGGCAAUGACAGACAGCAACUCCCAAGAUGGGUCCUCCCAACACAGAUUUAACCCUUACGGAAGGCCGAAUCGCCGUGGUGAUGACCGCUUUGAUCGUGGCCGCAGAGGUGGAGGAGGUCACAGGGGUCGUGGUAAUAACAGAGGGGAUGGAGGUGGAGAUGGCCGCAAUACCUGGUUCAAGAUAUUUGUCCCCUAUGGAAAGAAAUAUGACAAAGACUGGCUCAUAACAGCUCUGCAGAGUAUCUGCUCUAUACCCUUCACCCCAGUACAUUACCAAGUAGAGGGCAACCGAGCACAGUUCUAUAUUGACGAUUCCAUCACUGCGAAUGCCUUGUUAAAGGUAUCUCGGAAGAUCACAGACAAAGAAGGCUACAAGGUGACUGUACUGAUGAAUCCCUGUCCUCCACCCUCCUUUCUUCAGUCUGAACUAAAGCCAGCUGAUCUGGAGCACCUAAAGCAAUGCAUGGCUAAACGCUUUGAUGGCUCUCAACAAGCCCUGGACUUGAACAACAUCCGGAUAGACCCAGACCUGGUUUCCCAGAACAUUGAUGUGACAUUGAACAGAAAGAACUCUAUGCACGCUGUUAUUAAGAUAAUUGAGGAGAACAUUCCAGAGCUUGUUUGUCUGAACAUCAGCAACAACAAGCUGUUUAGGCUGGAUGACCUGUCAGAGCUGGUCAACAAGGCUCCAAACUUGAAGACACUCAAUCUUUCUCAUAAUGAGUUAAAGACAGAGCGUGAGCUGGAUAGGAUCAAGGGUCUUAAGCUGGUGGAGCUAUGGCUGGAGAGGAAUCCCCUUUGCGACUAUUUCAAGGACCAUGCUUCUUACAUAAGCACGGUGAGAGAGAGGUUCCCCAGGCUUCUCAAACUGGAUGGUCAGGAUCUCCCCCCUCCUAUAGUCUUUGAUGUGGAGGUGACUCCUGCUGCCCUUCCACCCUGCAAGGCCAGCUACUUCUGCUCAGAAGAGAUCAAGACUCCCAUCCUCGCCUUCCUACAACAAUACUACAGUGUGUAUGACUCCGGGGACAGACAACCUUUGUUAGAUGCCUACCAUGAUGGAGCGACCUUCUCCUUGAGCAUGUUCAUUACCAUGCAGAACCCAUCCAGGUGCAGUCUCGGAGAUUACCAUAAAGACACUCGGAACCUGAAAAAGCUCAAAGAUCCCUCCACACGAUUCCGCUUACUGAAGCACACCCGUCUGAAUGUGGUGGCUUUCCUGAACGAACUGCCCAAAACGCACCAUGACACCGCAUCGCUAAAUGUGGACGUCAACACCUUCACCAACACGUUACUGUCGUUCACAGUCACUGGAGUGUUCAAAGAAGUUGAAGGUAAAUCCCGAGACUCUGUCAGAGCUUUUUCUCGGGUGUUCAUCACAGUGCCGGCUGGAGGGACAAGUCUUUGCAUAGUAAACGACGAGCUUUUUGUUCGUAAUGCUACAACUGAGGAGAUCCGGCGGGCCUUUGUUGCACCCGCCCCCACACCAUCCAGCAGCCCUGUCCCCACCCUCUCAGCUCCCCAGCAAGAGAUGCUUUCUGCCUUCUCCCUAAAGUCCGGCAUGAACCUGGAAUGGUCCCAGAAAUGCCUGCAGGACAAUGAGUGGGAUUUCAACCGAGCAGGGCAGGUCUUCACAGACCUUAAGGCUCAUGGAAAGAUCCCAGAUGUCGCUUUCAUAAAGUGAAUAGGAAUGAUUGUGGAGCUUUUUAAAUGGUCACUUAUUCCCUUUUGAUUCUUAUUCCCCUCCUGGAUUACUAGAUAACAAGCAUUUCAUUGUCAUAAUUAAAAGUGAACAUAUUCUUGUC
Oncorhynchus keta (chum salmon) is the source of this 2208-nucleotide messenger RNA. Its product is annotated as nuclear RNA export factor 1-like. Lineage: Eukaryota; Metazoa; Chordata; Actinopteri; Salmoniformes; Salmonidae. Gene Ontology annotation, cellular component: cytoplasm; nucleus. The record is from RefSeq and is a predicted model, not a curated record. Gene Ontology annotation, biological process: poly(A)+ mRNA export from nucleus. The coding region runs from base 189 to 2087 and encodes 632 amino acids. The transcript has 21 exons. Gene Ontology annotation, molecular function: protein binding; RNA binding.